Branchiostoma belcheri (Belcher's lancelet) is the source of this 513-nucleotide messenger RNA. Its product is annotated as circumsporozoite protein-like. Lineage: Eukaryota; Metazoa; Chordata; Leptocardii; Amphioxiformes; Branchiostomatidae. The record is from RefSeq and is a predicted model, not a curated record. Bases 1 to 513 code for a protein of 170 amino acids. The transcript has a single exon.
AUGCGUCUACCCAGAAGAACGGCGACACGUCUACCCAGAAGAACCGCCGACACAUCUACCCAGAAGAACGGCGACACGUUUAUCCGAGGGAACGCAGACACGUCUACCCAGAAGAACGGCGACACGUCUACCCAGAAGAACGCCGACACAUCUACCCAGGGGAAUGCAGACGCGUCUACCCAGGGGAACGCAGACACGUCUACCCAGAAGAACGCCGACACGUCUACCCAGAAGAACGGCGACACGUCUACCCAGAAGAACGGCGACACAUCUACCCAGGGGAACGCAGACGCGUCUACCCAGAAGAACGGCGACACGUCUACCCAGGGGAACGCAGACGCGUCUACCCAGGGGAACGCAGACACGUCUACCCAGAAGAACGCCGACACAUCUACCCAGGGGAACGCAGACGCGUCUACCCAGGGGAACGCAGACGCGUCUACCCGCAAGUCUACAAGGAAGAGAAAGGUUCCGGUAAAGAUGGCUUUGUGGAAGAAAAUGAAAAAGAACUGA